This is a messenger RNA of Procambarus clarkii (red swamp crayfish), 1246 nucleotides long. Lineage: Eukaryota; Metazoa; Arthropoda; Malacostraca; Decapoda; Cambaridae. The record is from RefSeq and is a predicted model, not a curated record.
AGUACCCAGUGAUGGGACCGUGCAGGGGCAUCACAACACAGGGGAGCAGUCGUCAACAAGCUCUUGUUGUGUGAGGGACCUUGGCUUUAGUGACGCUCAAAGGAACUAUUAUUCUGCAAUAUUUUUUGGCCAAUACAACCUCAGCUACUUCGAAAAUGUCUCGAUUCACCUUUCGAGGGAUGAUGGCACCAGCUCCGACCCCAUUCAAUAAAGACGGGUCGCUGAACCUGGAGAUGAUCCCGGCCUACGCUAAACAUCUGCACAGCUGUGGUGUGAAGGGUGUGUGGGUUAAUGGCACUAUUGGCGAGGGGAUGUCCAUGACGGUGGUAGAGAGGAAGGCGGUGGCGGAGGCUUGGGCGAGGUGCAGGGCCGAGGUAUCAACUAUGAUUGUACAGUGUGGCGCUGGCUGCCUCAAGGAUACACAGGAUCUGGCACGCCACGCUGAGGACCUGGGUGCUGAAGGGGUGGCCGUGUUCCCGUGCCUCUUCGACAAGCCUGCCACAACAGAUGAGUUGGUCGAGUACAUGGUGGAGGUAGCAAAGGCGUGUCCCAAUACACCACUCUUCUACUACCACUUUCCCACCAAAACAGGUGUCACUUUAUCCAUGAGCGAGUUUCUUGCCAAAGGCGUAGAACGUGUGCCAACGUUGGCUGGCAUCAAGUUCACGGAUUUGGACGUUAGCGGCGAAGGUAGGAAAUGUCUGGAGGUGGCAGGCAGCGCCCUCACCAUCUUCAGCGGCUUCGAUCAGACUCUCCAGGAAGCUCUCAGUGUGGGGUUCACCAGUGCCGUCAACGGAGGCUUCAACUUCAUUCCCCACCUUAGCAGUCAGGUCUUCGCCUUCAUGGAAGCUGGAAAUAUCACCGAAGCCAGAAAAAUACAGGAGCUCAUCUCCAGCUACUUCGACACCAUGUUAGGAAAGCUUCGUCCGGCUUACUUAGUGGCGUGUCUUAAGACGGCCACCACACUCCUCACAGGACUGGACAUGGGUCCCGUCCGUCUCCCCGCCAGACCCUUCACAGACGGCAUGACCCUCACCCUCCGAAGUGACCUGGAGAACCUAGGUCUCAAGGUUUACUAAGGACCUUGAACUGCGUUAUCGGCUCUGAGGCCACACACAAGACAAGGGGCCAGAUUCACGAAAGGACUUACGCAAGCACUUACGAAUGUUUACAUCUUUCCUCAAUCUUUGACGGCUUUGGUUACAUUUAUUAAACAGUUUACAAGCAUGAAAACGUCCCAUUUAAC